Messenger RNA from Mizuhopecten yessoensis (Yesso scallop), 906 nucleotides. RefSeq lists its product as uncharacterized. NCBI's taxonomy places the organism in Eukaryota, Metazoa, Mollusca, Bivalvia, Pectinida, Pectinidae. The transcript has 3 exons. The record is from RefSeq and is a predicted model, not a curated record. The annotation marks the transcript as partial.
UCAUGGAGUCUGUGUUUGCCUACGCCAAGCCGUUAUCGUCUGGCUGUCCAACAGUUAUGACGUCACUGACCGUGCCCUCUUCAUGUUGCACGUUCGACGAGAACGACUGUGGAAUGAAAUAUGAGGGACAUAGUCAUCAAGAAUAUUAUAAGAAUUGUGACGGUAAAACGACGUGCAUUACGACGCCUGUUGCCUGGGUAGAGACGCCGAACUGCAGUAUUACUUCUUUCCUAGAACGGACUAACUACAUGGUGGCCUAUUUCUAUUGUUUGGCAGAAAACGACAUACAGACAAUCAGUGGCAAUACAAGUACAACAGACGCAGAAGUGUUUCUCUGGAACACUGGAUACCCGGAUGGCAAUAUGACACAAACGUCUUCGUACUCAUGCUCUGUGGCCGCUUCCUGUGUAUCGCAACUUCGCGUUCGUGCUCUUAAUUUUAUAUUGACCUCUGAAAACGGAGUAUGUGGCCAAUCAUUGACGAUAAAAGAUGGCGAAAACAGGACCUCCAUUGGCUGUGAAUCAAAUACGGACCUCAUACCGACUUACAUCUAUGACAGCGAGUCUUACUAUCUUGAAAUUGAGGCGAACAACACACUUGGCAUUAACGCUGGCAAAUUCUUCCUUCUGAUCACAGCUAUAGAUCCAUUAGCAAACUUGACUUUAGCCUGUGGAACGUCUAGAGGACAGGGUUAUAUAAAUAAAGCGAAUAUUCCUCAGUGCUCACCAACGACAACGCCAUUGAUCACAACGCCAGCAUCAACAUCACCACCACCAUCUACACAACCUUCAACACCAAUGCCAACCACAAUACCAACAACAGAUCAUGUCACAAGUCCAAGAAGCAGCACCCCUGGGACCGGUAAUACGCCAGCCGCCGGAAGUGGUACCGCCGGGGAGGAUUCAU